This is a messenger RNA of Sinocyclocheilus anshuiensis, 1124 nucleotides long. Its product is annotated as protein LZIC-like. The transcript is spliced from 7 exons. Gene Ontology annotation, molecular function: beta-catenin binding. NCBI's taxonomy places the organism in Eukaryota, Metazoa, Chordata, Actinopteri, Cypriniformes, Cyprinidae. Bases 142 to 714 code for a protein of 190 amino acids. Gene Ontology annotation, biological process: negative regulation of Wnt signaling pathway. Gene Ontology annotation, cellular component: beta-catenin destruction complex; cytosol; nucleus. The record is from RefSeq and is a predicted model, not a curated record.
GCAGAGAAGCCAUUGGCUUUCUAUUGGAGAUAAAUAGUGCUAGCAAACCACACCUUAGCAACUGGACUUGGGAACUUAAGUCUCAUUAUAAUUUUGUCUUCAUCAGUAGGACUUUUUUUGGAGAAAAAAGUACGGACAACAAUGGCUUCUCGAGGGGCAUCAGAAACAAGCAAACUCAGACAAAACAUGGAAGAACAGCUGGACCGGUUAAUGCAACAGCUUCAGGAUUUAGAGGAGUGCAGAGAAGAGCUUGAAGAGGAGGAAUAUGAAGAAACCAAAAAAGAGACACUAGAACAGUUGAGCGAGUUCAAUGAGUCUUUGAAGAAGUUGAUAUCUGGGAAUAUGACACUAGUUGAUGAACUGGGGGGAAUGCAGCUGGCAAUCCAAGCUGCCAUCAGUCAGGCAUUCAAGACACCUGAAGUCAUUCGGCUGUUUGCAAAAAAGCAGCCAGGGCAAUUGAGGACAAGACUGGCUGAGAUGGACCGUGAUAUGAUGGUUGGAAAGCUCCCUCGAGAUGUGUACACUCAGCAGAAAGUGGAGAUCCUCACGGCUCUGAGAAAACUUGGCGAGAAGCUGACAACAGAGGAUGAAGCGUUUCUUGCUGCAAAUGCUAGUGCCACUCUGAGCCACUUUGAGAAGGUGACUGCGAGCCUGGGAUCUGAAGAUAAGAUAAUGGCAUUGGCCAGUUCUGGAGUUGGGAAGACCCCGACAUAAAGGCUUACUAGGAUUGACAUUUAUUGUGAGUGUGGCUUAAAUGCUGUCUGUGCAUUUUACAGUAUUUACAGUAAUUUUUUAAACAAUGGUUGCAAUUUGUACACUUAGGAACAGAAUUGUCAGAUGACAUCAUGUGGUCACUCAACCUAAAGUAAAUACAUUGGGAUUCAUCAGACAGUUAUUUGUAUUGUAUACAUCCUAUUCCUAUACAUUUUAUAUUUGAUUUGGGUACAGUGAAAAAAAGUGUUCACAUUUUCAGUGAAAUGUCUCAAAUAUAUACACAUCACUUUAGAAUAGUUCUUAACAAUUUUUCUGAAUACAGUGAGGUAAAAUUGUCUUUAUUCAAAAAGGUCUUGAUUCAUUUUUAACCCUUUGGUUAUAAUGUUAUUUAUUAAUCUUAUCAUCAAGCU